AUGCCGUUGGACGAGCUGACAAAGAAAAGAAGAACACGCGCAGCGCACAGAGGUUCAGCAACGAAGAUAGGAACGAAGAUAAAAGAAUGUUUAGCGAAUGCGAGUGAAACGCCUCAGACGGACAAAAAUGUGCUGAAACAGCUGAGAGACACGCUGAGCGAGAAACUCGAAGCCUUGAAACUUUUAGAUAACGAGAUUGUCGAGGUACUAAGUAAUAGUGAAGCCGAAGACGCAGAACAACAGCUGGAAAAGGAAAUUCAGGAGACAGAUGAUACGCGAGCUGAAUUACAAAAAAUAAUUCUCGACGUAAAUGACGCAUUGUUCGAAGCGCCGUCACUACCACAAGGUCAAAGUACACCAUCGAAUCUGAGUAUGAACGCUACACCAAAACAGACUGUUCGCGCAAGACUCCCAAAGUUAGAGGUGAAAAGAUUUAAUGGGAAAAUUCAAGAGUGGCAAGAAUUUUGGGACUCUUUUGAUAGCUCGGUCAACCAGAAUGACGCUUUAUCCGAUGUAGAUAAAUUCGCGUAUUUGAAAGGUCUACUGGUUGGUCCCGCGCAGACAACUAUCGCAGGGUUCACGUUGACAGCAACGAACUAUAAAGAAGCAUUAGAACUCCUGAAGACACGAUAUGGGAAGAAAACGGCGAUACAGAGAACUCAUAUUCAAGCGUUAAUGAACAUAAAACCAGUAUACAACGAGCGAGAUGUGCGUCGACUACGGGAAUUGUACCAUGCCUGUGAGACAAACUGCCGAGGUCUGAAAACCCUGGGAGUGGACGAAAGUUCGUAUGCUACGAUUGUUGUUCCGGAAAUACUCGACAAGCUGCCGGAAUCCCUUCGUUUGACGAUAACUCGUGGGGCAAGUGGAUCAGACUUUCUAAGUUGGACGAUGAAGGAUAUUUUAAAAGCACUGCUAGAUGAAAUUGAAUUACGCGAAGCACACGAAUCAUCUACGACGAACACGUCAAAACAAGAACGAAGGAAACCACAGUUUCUAGAUGGAUCGGCGGCUGCUCUUGUUAAUCAUACCACCAGGGAAGGGAAGCCAAGAUGCGUAUAUUGUUUACAAGAACAUUUAUCACAGGAUUGUAAGAACAUUCAGAAUGCUGGUGAGCGUAAACAGAUACUUCGUAAGUACGGACGGUGUUUUGUAUGUUUAAAAAGAGGACAUAUUAGUAGUAAUUGUUUAAAUACGAGUAAAUGUAGUGCAUGCAGUAAACGACAUCAUAGUUCUAUUUGUGAGAGCCAUGCUAAUGGGUCUAUAACCGCUGACGUCGUUCAUUCCACACAUUCGUGCGUUGGGUCAGCAAAUAGAGUAGCAUUGCAGACAGCUCAGGCUUUGGUGAUUGGAGGAAAGGAGAAUGUGAGAGUGCGGGUUAUGUUUGACUCGGGAAGUCAACGGUCAUUCGUUACGGGCAAGGUAGCUCAGAAGGCAGGAGUGCCAGUAAAGAGGAAGGAAUGGGUAGAAAUUAGAACGUUCGGACAGGAGAAAGUUGAAGGGAAGUUGAGAGAAGUGUUUGAAUUGAGUGUAGCCCCAGUACAGGGGGGAGAGAGUGUUAGCAUUGAAGUUUAUGCAGUAGACAGCAUUUCGCAGAUUAGGAAUGAGCAUGUAGAGACAAGGAAGAAAGAUUACCCACAUUUGCAAGGGUUAUGGUUUUCCGAUGUUUGUAAGACCAAGAAUGUGUUAGAAAUAGAGUUACUAAUUGGCGCAGAUUAUUUGUGGUUAUUUCAAGAAGGGCGUACGGUUAGGGGCAAGAGUGAUGAACCUGUUGCGGUACAAACCAAAUUAGGAUGGGUGUUGUCAGGUCCACUGAAGAGUAGCUCUGAAGAUGAUGAUGGUCCUACAUCGUGUGCACAGGUAAGUAUAAACCUUAUUGGGCAUGUAAAUUCAUCAAAGAAUAGGUCCCUUGAAGCAUGUGUUGAAAAAUUAUGGGAUUAUGAAACGUUAGGUAUAAAGCAUGAAGAGGAAGCUAGUGAGUUAUUAAAUGAUUCAAUACAUUUCAAUGGCCAAAGAUAUAGUGUAAGUUUACCUUGGAAGGAAGGGCAUAGUUUAUUGCCAACUAAUUAUAGCUGUAGUGUGCAGAGAUUAAAGGGACAGCUUUUAAGAUUAAAGAAGGAGCCAGAAGUUUUACAAGAGUAUGAUAGAGUAAUUAAAGAACAGUUAGAGCUAGGUAUUAUAGAACCAGUUGUAGAGUUAGAGAGAGCUGAUAAGAUCCAUUAUCUACCACAUCAUGCUGUGGUUCGUAAAGAUGCAAAGACCACUAAGGUCAGGGUUGUGUAUGAUGCAUCGAGUAAAGAGACUAAGAAGGGUGUAUCUUUAAAUGACUGCUUGCAUGUUGGGCCACUUCUAUCCCCGUUGUUGUAUCACAUUAUAUUGCGUUUUAGAGAAAAGCGAAUAGCGCUUGUAGCAGAUAUAGAGAAGGCUUUUUUAAACAUUGAAAUUGAUCCGUGUGACAGAGAUUGUUUGAGAUUUCUUUGGGUGGGCAACAUACAUGAAGAUGAGGUGAAGCCAGUAGAGUAUAGAUUUUGUAGAGUUGUUUUUGGUGUGAACUGUUCACCAUUUUUGCUGAAUGCCACACUUCAACACCAUCUUGACCGCUUUUCGAAGGGUAAUCCUGAAUUGACUCGAAAGUUGAAGGACGGCUUUUAUGUUGAUGAUCUG
This is a messenger RNA of Paramuricea clavata, 2664 nucleotides long. The record is from the annotation of a GenBank genome assembly. Lineage: Eukaryota; Metazoa; Cnidaria; Anthozoa; Malacalcyonacea; Plexauridae.